Molecule: messenger RNA, 1460 nt
Organism: Spirodela intermedia
Lineage: Eukaryota; Viridiplantae; Streptophyta; Magnoliopsida; Alismatales; Araceae
Source: the annotation of a GenBank genome assembly
AUGGAUCCCACUGCAGGAGGACCAUCGAUGCACCUGGUGCUAUCGGCAGAGUCUGUUCCUCACUUUGUGGAAGGAGUCUCCCUCGUUCUUUCUCGUUGGACGGCACUCCAGAUGGCUGUGGAGGAUGGGUGGGGCGGCAAGGACUCUCGCCAGAAGUCACAAGAGCUUGAAUCUGGUAUUGUCUCCUGGUUCAUCCAGUCCAAAGGUUAGCUUUUCUAUCCAUCUCCAAGGCCUGAUUGAGCUACUUUCCAAUUUUUUUAAAAGUUAACUGUUAAUUUGCCCCACUUUCAGAGCCUCUCUACAUCGAUGACUUGGAGAGAAUGCUCGAGGAGAGCAUGGUCCUCUCUUUUAACACAGAGAUUGAUGACGGCAGUGUUGGAGAGGUACAACAAGGACUGCAACUCAUGUAGAGGAUCAUGUCGUUUUUUGUGGUCUUCUUGUUCAAUUUUUUUCUGCCCCCGAUUUAGUAGCUCAGAGUGAGGAGCAUAAGUACGCUCACCUACUAUCACUUGAUCUUACCCAGGUUGCUGAGCAGUUAAUGAUUAUACAUGAAGAAUGCCUUGAAGGAAAUUAUGCAUCAAUUGAAAGGCUGAGGACGUCUAAGCCUGGAACACAUGCUGUUUCUCAAAGUCUGAGGGUAAUUAUCCUAAACUCUUGGAGAUAUUUCAUCACCAUAUAACUACCACAUUGAUUUUCCUACACUUUGCUUGACCAGUAUCAUACAACCUGGCCUCUGCAAUCAAUCAAUCAUUUGGCGUCACUAUUGUUAGACCCAGAUCAUGAUGCCUUUAAGUAGGGGAAAUAUUUUAAAACUCCCACACAUGAUGCCUCCUGUGCCAGCCACAUGAUUGAUAAACAUAUUUGGAAGUGUGAUAAGAAAAUAUCUAAGCGCCAGAGGCAUCUCAUCUAGUCUACAUAUCAGUCAAAUGACAUUUAAUACUCUUCAGAGAAAGCCAUUUAGCCCUUUUUACCCCAUUUUUUCUUACCUUCUUCAGUUUUUGGAAACCUCAAUAAAAGGAGAACUGAGCUAGUUUGUUCCGAACACUUUUUUUUUUUUGGACCUUUCCAUUGGGUAAUGCUUCUUUUAAAUAUUUUCUUACGUCAUUGAUAUGAAUGUGUGUGUAAGGAUAUGGGAAAUUAUUUUUUUCGACCUUUGAAUAUGUUGCCGCAAUACUGUACAAGGUUUCUUAUUGAAAAUCAUAGUUUCCAAAAUAAGAAAUAAAAAAAUCUUCAAUUAGUUGGGACUCUUCUUCUUAUUUGUCUAAUAUUUCAUCACGCAGAUGAUGGAUGAGAAUGAAGAUGAGAGUUCUGACGACGAAGAAGCAUCAGACAUGAUGAUGGUUGAUGACUUGAAGCUGAAGCCCGUCGUUGGGGGCGAGAAGAACCCUAAACAGGUUGUUGAUGAGGACGGGUGGUCUGUCGUCCCUUCUAGGAAGAGCAAGGGUAAGAGGGCAGGCUGA